Molecule: messenger RNA, 1589 nt
Organism: Caenorhabditis auriculariae
Lineage: Eukaryota; Metazoa; Nematoda; Chromadorea; Rhabditida; Rhabditidae
Source: the annotation of a GenBank genome assembly
AUGCAAAGAAAGGAGGCAACAGAAGCCAAAGGACAAUGGAGGAAGGACGACGUCUCCAAGAUAUACAGAAGCGGACAGUCGCAGACCACCGCCGAAGAAAACAUGCACGACGACGAGCGUAUCUGGCCGGUCCUUUGAGGUCUUUUUCGGCCCCUCGCGCCUCACUCUUUGUGUGAGAGUUAAGCAACAAUGCACAUAAAAUAAAUUGCAUUUAACGAAGCGUCCUGAGCCCUAUACAGAAACAAAAUGGGCAAGAGAAUGGAUAAAACGUUUUCGGCGGCACAGCCGGGUUUCGAUUCGACCAUUGUGUUCGGUGGCCAACCCACAAAACUCAAUAUGCUCGUUUUGAGACAUCGCCUCAGGACAGAAGCUCUGAACUUUGUUGCGUAAUGCAGAAGAUUCGCUACGUUUCUCCGAGUGGUCAUUCUGAAUGGGUCAUGAACGCGUUAUGCCCUGUGGCGACGCGACACGUGCGCUUCGAGAUCGUACGAUUGCGCAAUAAGCAUCCUUCCGGUUCUCACUUAUUUGGCAUAUUAAGCCCUCGGCGAUUUCUUCUAAGGACAACAAACAGCUGAGGUUUCGCUUAUAAUGAAGACCCUACGGAUUCGAACUUUUCGAUAUCAUUUUCAAAGUCUUCGAAAGCAGACAAAGUUUGAGGUUAGAAUAAAUGAAGACAAACGGCUGAUACUUGAGUAUUUCUUGUCAGAUUUAAAAAAAUCGUUAUAGAUGAUUUGAGAGGAAAAAAAUGAAAGGAGUUUUUUUCGAAAAAAAGAACGAAAAAAAAUGGUACAAAAUAAGAAAAAAAGGAAAGUAACUUCUAAGAAAGUUUAAAAAGGAAUCAACAUGAGGUGAAACAGGGAGAAAAAAAGUUAUCAUUAAAAAAAUUAGGAAAUAGAAUAAUCGAUUCUUGUCAUUGUGACAAAAAAACCGCAAUUAUGUUACUGAUAAAAAGAAGCAAAUGCCUCAAGUGACAUUCAGAAGGUUAUCAUGAGAGAACUGGGUUGAAAAAGUUUUUCAUAUUAUAGUGGCCGUAGGAACUUCAAUUUUGCCACUGUUUUUCGAAUUUUGAGGUAACAGAAGUUUAAAGAAUUCUUUCAGAAAGAGAUAUAUUAUUUUAAUUAGGAGUAAAAAUUGGCCGACGGGACCUAGUCUUGAAGUUAAGCAAUUGCUCAAAUUUAAAAAAAAUUUAAAAGUGUAGAUCACUGAGGGAAAAAGUUUCAAAUUGAGAAAAGAAACGAGUACUGCUUCAAGAGGAGCUUUGAAAUGAGACUUCAGAAAGGUAAGUAGCCAAAAAGAAUUUUGAAAAAAACUCAAAGUUUUUAAAUAUUCGAAAUUCAUUUUUUUGCUGGAAUAAAAAAAGCAGAACGGCUAUGAAUAAGGCCAGGAGCAUCAAGAGAGUCGCACAGGUAAGUCACAAAAAUGAAGGAGUUGAAGGCCGUUCCCGAACGGAAGCUGGCCCUCUGAAUACAGGAGAAGCAGAUGUUGACCUAGUGGGCAACUACUGUGUAAGGAAGCGUCUGGAAGUAGAUGAGAUCCUCCGAAACGGCACGGCGAUUCGUCGCGUCGGCAAUGACCGCGCGGUCGAGUGA